UGUUUUAACGGGAUUUUUCAACAUAUGAUUAGUUUUGCCUUUGUAGAGUCCGAAAAAUAUCAAAAUCAGCUAAAAUCUUGCAUAUAAAUAGUACUUGAAUCUUGAAUUACCAAUUAAAUUUUAUAUAAUUUAAAGUAAUUGUUCAAACCACUAAGAUUAAAAUUUUAAUACAUAAACUAAAAUAUAAAUGUGUUAAAUUGAUAUAAAUAUAUAAAAAAAAUAGCUUCUACAUAAAUACUUCUUUGUGUAGUAAAGUAAAAAUAUAUGUAAAAGGUGUAUAAUUUUAUUUGAACAAAAACGAAAAAUCAAACGUGUGUUGUUACAAAAUAAAAAAUAACGAAGUUAAUUUGUCUCGUUAAGUAAUUGUAAAAUUUCACCAAUGCAAAAAGUUGCAGCAGCAGCCCCAAAUUCUACUUCAGUUACAGGAGGAGGAGUUCGUCCACCCCAAAUAAAUCGACCACCAUCUAUACCAAACGGAACUAGUACUGCACCACCAAGAAACGUAUAUCCAGGAGGGGGAACUCAACGUCCUACGAUGACUAGUCCAGCUGGAAUUACUGGCGCUCCUUACAGAGGAGCUAAUUGGACCCAAGCAUAUCCAGCCCAACAAGCAUAUAGAUAUACAACACCAAUGCCGCAACCAGCGUAUGCAUUUGCAGCACAUCAAACACAGACUACAACCUACGGUCAACGUGUUCCUACAGCUGCAUCUCCUAGUAAUACUAAUUCUAGCAGUUCUUCAAAUACUGGAUCACAAAGUGGAACAUUGAGUACUAGUUUGAGUAAUAAUACCAACAAUACAGUGAAUACAAUGGGUCCUAGUAAUACGCCACAACAAGGUGAACAAUUAUCAAAAACUAAUUUAUAUAUAAGGGGUUUACAACAAGGAACAACAGAUAAAGAUCUAGUAAAUAUGUGUUCUCAAUAUGGUAACAUCAUUUCCACAAAGGCAAUAUUAGAUAAGACCACAAAUAAAUGUAAAGGCUAUGGAUUUGUAGAUUUUGAAUCGCCUGCGUGUGCAGAAGGAGCCGUCAAAGGGCUUCAAUCAAAAGGAAUUCAAGCUCAGAUGGCCAAACAGCAACAAGAACAAGAUCCAACAAAUUUAUAUAUUGCUAAUCUACCAUUAACGUAUAAAGAGACAGACGUGGAGAAUAUGUUAUCCAAGUACGGACAAGUUAUAUCUACAAGAAUUUUACGUGACCAACAAGGAAACUCUAAGGGAGUCGGGUUUGCUCGGAUGGAAUCACGUGAAAAAUGUGAACAGAUUAUUCAAAUUUUUAAUGGUACACAGUUGACAGGAGCCAAAGAUAUUUUAUUAGUAAAGUUUGCGGAUGGCGGAUCCAAGAAGAAAAAUGCAUUUAAGAGUCCUGAUACAACGCAGAGAACAUGGCGUGAUGGUGCUGAAGGAAUUCCUGUUGCCUAUGACCCUACACUUCAACAAAAUGGAAUAGGUGUAAAUGUUGGUACUCCAAUUGGAGUACCAUAUGGACGUUUUAAUACACCACAGCAACUUGGAAGUUACGCUAUUCCAGGUUCACAAGCUUGGGUUCCUGGCUACAUGAUGGCUCCUCAGCCAAUUACUCAGGUUGAUGAACAACAAUUUAUGCAAAUGAAUGCACAACAUUUAGGGGUUGGUACUGCUUACAAAACUGAUGGUGUAGCACAAGUACCAACACGUGGUGUGUCAAUGAUAAUGAGUACUGGAGACACAGGCGGUGCGCUUCCGUAUGGUGCAAUAAUGCCCCAAUUAACAACUCUUCAGAUAACACCACAAUCUUAUAUUAGCCCAACCUAUCAAUAUUAUCCAACACCAUCAAUAAUUCAUUCAAUGCAAAUGGGUGAAUCUGAACAAGCCAGCACAGCUGCUUCUCCUGAUGAGGCUUAUACGCAGUAUUCACAUGGACCCAAAUAAAGAAAACUUAAUCAUAAAUCGUUAUACGAGCAUUUACACAGUCAAACUUUUGCAUACAAAUAGCACAUCAUAUGCAGAAAACAUCUCUAACCAAGCAAAUAUUUAGACUUUUGUGUAUAUUCAACUGAUUCAUAACGAUUUAUAGAUUGAAGUUCAAAAAUAUUGAUAAAUAUAUAAAAUGAAUAAAUACAACAAAAUUUGACACACACAAAUCAAUGGACGAUCUGAUAAUACCUUAUUAAUUACUACAAAGAACAUUUUUAUAAAAAAGAAACAGACUCAAUAAAAAAUAGUUAAACAAGAAAGAAAGAAAAAUGUGCCAAUAGUACGUAUUAUUCAGAGAAAAAAAUUAUAGUGUAAGAAGAUCAUUGUCUCAAAUCAUCAAUUUGUCCAAAUAAGCACAAUAUUUUUUUAAAAUUUUUGAAAAAUGUAAAUAAAUGUAGAGUCCGAUCAGUUCUCGAUUAUGUUUAAUUUACGAUUUAAAUGCUAUUUUGCGUGCGAUAAUUACUGUAAUAAAGUUUCAUGUUAUAAAACCCUAUAUUUAGCCCUAGAAAAUUAUUACAUU
This is a messenger RNA of Culicoides brevitarsis, 2477 nucleotides long. It is a transcript of the gene shep, whose product is annotated as protein alan shepard. The record is from RefSeq and is a predicted model, not a curated record. Bases 380 to 1912 code for a protein of 510 amino acids. NCBI's taxonomy places the organism in Eukaryota, Metazoa, Arthropoda, Insecta, Diptera, Ceratopogonidae. Gene Ontology annotation, cellular component: nucleus; cytoplasm; ribonucleoprotein complex. Gene Ontology annotation, molecular function: mRNA binding. The transcript has 11 exons.